AUGAAUGAAAAGGUUCGGUUAUUUGCUGACUACUGGAUGAAAUUGUAUUCAAAUUGUUGUCUACAAAUAGAUUAUGCUGUUGAACGGCUAAAUGAAAACAAACCAGAGGAAGCUGAAGCCUUUCUUCAAGAUUGGCCUGAUACAACAGGAUCGCCAAAUGUUCCGCAACUAGUAUUUGAAAAUCCCCCAGAACUAAAGCGAAAGAAAAGAUCGGCGGCUGAACUUGAGUGUGAUGGUCUGGAGCUUAUUCACCAAAUGAAAAACAAUUGCACCAGAGGCAAGAGAGUUGUUUUUGACGUUCCAAAUGUACUAGAAGAUAAUAUUUCUUUACCUGAAUAUGAAACUCGCAUUCAAGAGUGUGAAAAAUGUUUUAAGAGUGUUGAGAAUUAUGUUAUUCAAAAUGCUUUUAUGUAUGAUUCGUGGUUGUGUAAAGCGUGCGAAAAGUUUCAACAGGAGAAGAAUAUGAAGCGAGUUUCCGGUAACUUUGACGAUUGGGUUGGUUUGAGAUGA
Messenger RNA from Porites lobata, 510 nucleotides. Lineage: Eukaryota; Metazoa; Cnidaria; Anthozoa; Scleractinia; Poritidae. The record is from the annotation of a GenBank genome assembly.